GUUUGCCUUGCUUUUUGAAUUGAGUCGCCGCAGCACUGCAUUGACAUCUCCGCGGAGCAAAUAUCUGUCAACAAAGUUACCAAGAUCCGCUUUUUUGGCUUUCGAUCGGGGUUUAACUUUAGCGAUGCUGUCACACGGGACCGCGGAUUAAUCGGAGCGGAGAUGGCGGUAGAUUUUUGAGGGAUUUUGCAACGAAAAUCUUGCUCGCGUUGGGAAUUUACCUGUUAAGUGUUAGCUUAGCCGAGUUAGCCCCAGUGCUAGUUUACGUUGACUGGGGAGGAGACACAUUUUUCUUCGUUAAAUAUCUCCGUUUUUUUCUCUAUAAAGGGGGGAUAACCUGUAUACGUUUGGCUUGGACAGUUGGGAGCAGGCCGGGGUUGGAGCCAUGGCUGACAGCAGUAUCGUGACGUUGGGGAUGGCCCGCAGUCUGCUGGUGGAUUCUUCUGUGUAUGACUCGCGAAUCGCUGAAACCACCAGGGAUCAUGCCUUUCUGGGCAUGGCCUGUGAAGACGCGGAAGAGAUGCUUCUUCCUAAAGUGGAGACCAGGGUAGUUCUGGUGGGAGAAGCUGGGAGGAACGCAGUGCUGGUCAAAGCCGUGCAGGCCGUCCGAAUUAUGGAGGUACCAGUGGUAAAGAUAAGAGAUGUGGACACGGGGGCAGACGAGAAAAUGAUGAUAAAAUCUAUUGUCAAUAUGGACAUCAAUGCCCCCUGCAUAAUGACCGACAGCGUCCAGGAGUUCGGGGACGGCGAGAACGCGGACUUCGAGACAGUUUUCGUCUUGUCGCACUUUGAUUCCCCAGACUACACGUACCUCUACAAACAGGACAACCGCAUCGUGGGCCCCCCCGUGGUGAUGCAUUGUGCCGCCAAAGACGAACCUCUGCCUUUUUCGUGCCGCCCGCUCUACUCCACCACGAUGCUCAACCUGUCGCUGUGUUUCACCGGCUUCAGGAACAAGGAGGAAAUGAAAAACUUGGUGAAUCUGGUGCAUCACAUGGGAGGAACUAUCCGGAAGGACUUCAGCACCAAGGUCACCCAUCUGAUUGCCUACUCCACACAUGGGGAGAAGUACAGGCUGGCAGUUUGCAUGGGGACGCCUAUCCUCACACCAAACUGGAUUCUCAAGGCCUGGGAGAGAAGAGAUGACGUGACCUUCCACGCUGGAGACGAGGAGUUCCGGACUGAGUACAAAGUCCCUCCGUUUCAGGACUGUAUUCUGAGUUUUCUGGGUUUCUCAGAUGAAGAAAAGGCCAACAUGGAGGAGCGCACACUGAAACACGGUGGCACCUACCUGGAGGUGGGGAGCGAGCGCUGUACUCACAUGGUGGUGGAGGAGAACUCUGUGAAAGAACUGCCCUUUGCUCCAAACAAAAAGCUAUAUGUCGUCAAGCAAGAGUGGUUCUGGGGCAGUAUACAGAUGGAUGCCCGAGCUGGAGAGUCCAUGUAUCUCUAUGAGAAGAACGACAGCCCCGCCAUGAAGAAGGCAGUGUCUCUCCUCUCCCUCACCACACCCACCAGUAACAGGAAGCGGCGGCGGCUCAAAGACACUCUGGCCCAGCUGACCAAAGAGACGGAGAUCUCGCCCUUCCCUCCUCCCCGAAAGCGGGCAUCUGCAGAGCACUCGCUGUCAAUGGGCUCCCUGCUCGACAUCUCCAACACCCCUGACACCUGCAAGAACCUGGCAGAGAGUUCAAAGCCUUCGAAGAGCUCCACUCCUCUGGUGUCGAAGCAGUCAGCGCGGUGGCAGGUCUCCAAAGAGCUGUACCAGACGGAGAGCAACUACGUGGACAUCCUCAGCACCAUCCUCCAGCUCUUCAAGAUUCCACUGGAAAAGGAGGGGCAAGUAGGAGGGCCCAUCCUGGCACAAGAGGAACUCAAGACCAUAUUUGGUAGCAUCCCGGAUAUAUAUGAAGUUCAUAAGAGGAUAAAGAGUGACUUGGAGGACCUCCUGACAGAUUGGUCGGAGGACAACAGUGUGGGAGAUAUUAUUCUCAAAUAUUCCAAAGACCUGGUGAGGACCUAUCCACCUUUUGUCAACUUCUUUGAAAUGAGCAAAGAAACUAUCGUGCGGUGUGAGAAACAGAAGCCACGUUUCCACGCUUUUCUCAAGAUAAACCAGGCCAAACCAGAGUGUGGCAGACAGACAUUAGUCGAGCUUCUCAUUCGACCUGUGCAGAGGCUGCCCAGUGUUGCUCUGCUCCUGAACGACAUAAAGAAGCACACGUCCGAUGACAACCCUGACAAGAUAACAUUGGAGAAGGCCAUCGAGUCUCUGAAAGAAGUCAUGACACACAUUAACGAGGACAAGAGAAAAACUGAAGGCCAAAAGCAAAUCUUUGAUGUGGUGUAUGAAGUUGACGGGUGCCCUGCCAAUUUGCUGUCCUCGCAUCGCAGUCUGGUCUAUAGGGUUGAGACUAUUGCUCUGGGAGACCAGCCAUGUGACCGCGGGGAAAACGUCACGCUGUUCCUCUUCAAUGACUGCUUGGAGAUCGCACGGAAGCGCCACAAAGUCAUCAAUACGUUCAAGAGUCCUCUGGGACAGACCCGACCCCCGCCUCCGCUAAAGCACAUCGCCCUCAUGCCCCUGUCCCAGAUCAGGAGAGUGCUGGACCUGCAGGACACAGAGGACUGUGUGAGCGCCUUCGCCCUGGUGGUGCGCCCUCCCACAGAACAGGAGAACUUGUUGUUUAGUUUCCAGCUGACCGGGGAGGACACGGUUAAAAGUGCCUGGCUGAGGACGCUCUGCCGCCAAGUCGCCAACACCAUCUGCAAGACUGAUGCGGAGGACCUGAUUCAGAGCACAGAUCCCGACUCUCUCCAGGUCAGCACCAAGGACAUGGACAGCACUCUGAGUAAAGCCUCCCGGGCCAUCAAGAAGACCUCCAAGAAGGUAACGCGAGCUUUCUCAUUCACCAAGACUCCGAAACGCGUGAUCCAGAGAGCUUUUAUGGCCAACAAUACUCCUGAUGAGAAGGGCCAUAGGCUGAGCUGUGAGAACCGCAUCGGCAGCAGCGCCACGCUCGCUGCUCGUCACCAUUCCCCGUCUAUGGUCCAUCUACCUUCUAUGUUCGAGAGGAGGUACCACACAUUUAGCCGAUCCAGCACGCACUUGAUCUGAACCAAUAAAAAACUUGGAGGACUUGACAAACUUAUCCAAAAUGCAACAUAAGGACUACAGAAAACUUCGCUUCUGCACAGGCGAACAACACACUGAAAUAUCGCUGUAUAUGGAGUUGAACUAUGUGCCACACAGGGACGUUUGUACAGGUGGGCCUAUGCGACUGGAAUGGUACGGCAUCAAGUUAUCACGCCCCGUAUGUGUAAAUAUUACUUCUUAUUUUUGAAAAUGAAGGAUAUUUGUUAAAGCACUACGUACAUUUUUUUUAGGUAGACUGUCCGAAAUCACCUUUUCUUCGUAGAGAUGUUGUUUUACCUGGAAUGUUCCACAAAAUGGCAAAAAAAACCUUGUCAGUCUCUAUGGAAGAAGGAGGUGAUUAUAGAGUUAAGUCUGAUGCCACUUCCGGGUCCAUCAGCUGAUUAAAAACAAUGAACAUCUCACUUUAAAGAGAGACUGCAGUCGACUAAAACUAACGAGGUUAUAAGUAUGGAUGUAAACCUAACGCCUAAGGACUGUUACAGAAACAUUGCCAUUUUCCAUAACUCUUAUUUGGGCAAUUCUGAAUUACUGUUAUUGAGGUUCCUUCAAAAAAAGUUCAUCUUUGUCUGGAUGCUAUGGGAACUAAUCUCUGGGUGACUUUUUUGGAACUAGUCAGUAGUUACAGAUCUGUAUUGUUUUGGUAAAAAGGCCACAAACGUUUUGGAAGAUCUGGAGUUGCGUAUGGCCUUUUCACAUUGGCUUUCUCGUUUUUAUGUAGCCUGGUGAGAGAGAGCUCCGUAUAUUAUAACUGACAUUUAUACUUGUUUUAAUGUAGGUCUAGUCUUUAUAUAUUAUUCAUAAUAUGUUUAUUGUGAUUAACCCACUGUCUUAAAGUAGUGUCCAGCUUUUAUAAAGCUCAUAUUUAAAGUGAUGGUCCAAGUAUCUUUAUGGUAGAGGUGAAUAGUUUUACUGUGGCUUUAGUCUGGAGAGUGCAGUAGCCAACUGUGUGUGUGCGCUGUCGUUAGAAACAUAAAAACACAUUUAUGGUAACGCACAGUCAGAUCGUUUUCUAUUUUGUAAUUGUGAAAUAAAUCUGUCAAUACAUAUAUACUGUACAUUCAAAAUGGUCACUGCUGUAUUUGUGCAAUGCAACUUUUGUCUGUCAGACCUUAAACUCCUGUGUGUGUAACAUCACUGUAGGGCAGUAUUUAAAGGUAAUGUUACUGGUCAGAUCUGUGGGGAGGCAAGCAUCCGCACUGAAUUUUUUUUUAAUCAAACACGAAA
This is a messenger RNA of Periophthalmus magnuspinnatus, 4381 nucleotides long. It is a transcript of the gene ect2, whose product is annotated as epithelial cell transforming 2. NCBI's taxonomy places the organism in Eukaryota, Metazoa, Chordata, Actinopteri, Gobiiformes, Gobiidae. Gene Ontology annotation, molecular function: GTPase activator activity; guanyl-nucleotide exchange factor activity. The record is from RefSeq and is a predicted model, not a curated record. Gene Ontology annotation, cellular component: nucleus; cell cortex. The transcript is spliced from 25 exons. Bases 386 to 3118 code for a protein of 910 amino acids. Gene Ontology annotation, biological process: activation of GTPase activity; intracellular signal transduction; regulation of cytokinesis, actomyosin contractile ring assembly.